Molecule: messenger RNA, 1757 nt
Organism: Limulus polyphemus (Atlantic horseshoe crab)
Lineage: Eukaryota; Metazoa; Arthropoda; Merostomata; Xiphosura; Limulidae
Product: endochitinase-like
Exons: 9
Coding region: 77-1663 (528 amino acids)
Biological process (GO): carbohydrate metabolic process; chitin catabolic process
Cellular component (GO): extracellular region
Molecular function (GO): chitinase activity; chitin binding
Source: RefSeq, a predicted model, not a curated record
AAACAACAGUAGUGGAAAGAAAGAAAUCUGAAGGAAAAUUGGCGGUUUGGACCAGUGCUAUAAUUUGGACUCGUGAAUGACAAGUCUGUUUGUUUUUUCUGAGAUUCUACAUGUUGUAGGUUUUUGUUUUGUUUUUCACAAGCGUCAUCACACAGUUCAAAUGAAGAACGUCCUAGGACUUUUAGUGUUGGGAACGUGUUUCUUUGUAGGCCUAAAUAACGCAGCUCAACCUUCGAAUAGUAAACCAAACGACAUACGGCAAUAUAACCAUGACCCCAGCAAAUACAAAAUCGUGUGUUACUAUAGCGCCUGGGCAGUUAAUCGACCACAUCCAAUGGACUAUGAUAUAGAAGAUAUUCCAGCAGAUCUGUGUACCCACAUCAUCUAUUCCUUCGUAGGUCUGAACAACGUAACAUGGGAAGUGAUGAGCUUGGAUCCAGAAUACGACCUAGAACAAGGAGGGUACAAACGAUUUACUGGGCUUAAGAUGAAAUAUCCUCAUCUUACACUUUUACUGGCAAUCGGAGGAUGGGAUGAAGGAGGAAAGAAGUACUCAGACAUGGUGAGUACCAAACAAAGACGGAAUAUUUUCGUGCAGAGCGCUCUGGAGUGGACCUUGAACCUCGGAUUUGACGGUUUCGACCUGGACUGGGAAUACCCUGGAGCUUAUGACCGAGAUGGCAACUUCAAAGACAAGGAAAAUUUUCUGAAACUAGUUCAGGAAUUGAGAGAAGCGUUUGAUCCUUAUGGACUUCUACUAACAGCAGCCGUGCCGGUGGCAAAGUUCCGACUACAAGAAGGUUAUGAAGUGAGACCUCUAGCUAAUUUGUUAGAUCAGAUCCACGUGAUGACUUAUGACCUCCGAGGAAACUGGGCCGGAUUUGCGGAUGUCCAUAGUCCACUGUAUAAACGUCCAUUUGAUAAGUGGGCUUACGAAAAACUGAAUGUACAUGACGGUCUCCAACUGUGGGUUGACAGUGGCGCCCCCAAGCAUAAGUUAAUUGUUGGAGUUCCUUUUUACGGCCGAACUUACACCCUGGGCAGCAAAAGUAAUAAUGAUCUACGGGCUCCUGUCCAGAAGUGGCUUGGGGGCGGAUUGCCGGGGCUGUAUACAAAUGCUACAGGAUUUUUGGCUUAUUAUGAGAUUUGUGAAAACCUUAUGACUGGCAACUGGACAAAAAAAUAUGAUGACAUCGGGAAAUGUCCUUAUACUUUUCAUGACAUUCAGUGGGUUGGCUAUGAAGAUGACGACAGUAUUGGGAUUAAGAUGGAUUACAUCCGGGAGAAAGGGUAUGGUGGCGGUAUGAUCUGGGCCAUUGAUAUGGAUGAUUUCCAGGGAAUUUGUGGAAAGAAGAAUGUCCUUCUGAAGAUGAUGAAUGACCGGUUGGAUGGUUAUGUUGUUCCAACUCCUGAUCCUAAGGCCACAACAACAAGUAGUUCUGGCCCAUCCUCGUCACCAAGACCAACUCCACCACCAGGUGUCGUGGACUGUAACAAUCCUGAUUGGCGAUACUUCCCGCAUGAGACAGACUGCAGAAAGUAUUAUUGGUGUGUCCACGAUGAACCAGUGUUGAAGGAAUGCCAACCUGAUACAGUGUGGGAUACGUCUUUAAAUAUCUGCACAUGGCCACACAUUGCGAAUCGCCCAGAGUGCAGAAAUUAAAACCACAAGAUGCACAGUUGCAUCUCCAUAUGGUCAUCGAUUUUAUUUGUCAUGGUAUCUUUCUAAUGUGAUUAAAGAAUGUAUAAUAAUGUAA